Molecule: messenger RNA, 1317 nt
Organism: Fusarium coffeatum
Lineage: Eukaryota; Fungi; Ascomycota; Sordariomycetes; Hypocreales; Nectriaceae
Exons: 3
Coding region: 1-1317 (438 amino acids)
Biological process (GO): regulation of transcription by RNA polymerase II
Cellular component (GO): transcription regulator complex; PcG protein complex
Molecular function (GO): DNA-binding transcription factor activity, RNA polymerase II-specific; RNA polymerase II cis-regulatory region sequence-specific DNA binding
Source: RefSeq, a predicted model, not a curated record
AUGAGCGGCAUGCGAUCACCAGCUCCUACGGAGGUUAUGGACAUCACCAACAUGCUCAAUAAGAAAGGUCAAAUGCAACAACUUACAUCCGGUCUCCUCGAUCAUCACCAAUACCAACACUCCUUCGUUAAGCACGAACCCGGUAUGGAGCGAUCCGCUUCUCCUCACGGCUCCGAGCACUCGCAGUACUCCAACCCCCACAGCAUCGCACGAGCCUACCCGUCGCCAUCCACGAUGCAAGCGCCGAUGCACAUCCCGAACCCUAUGCCCACCGCCAUGGGUCUCGCCGGCUACCCCGAGAUGCCCAACAUGGGCGGCAUGCCUCACAUGCACAUGCAGCACAUGCCUCAACAGCAGCACCAAGCUCCUCCCCCUCAGCAGCCCAUUAAGGCCUACCCGUGCAGCACAUGCGGAAAGGGAUUCGCGCGACGCAGCGAUCUCGCUCGUCAUGAACGCAUCCACAGUGGUGUUCGACCUCACGUUUGCGACUGGCCUGGCUGUGGAAAGCAGUUCAUUCAACGAUCUGCUCUGACUGUUCAUCAACGAGUCCACACAGGUGAGAAGCCUCACCAUUGUGAGACUUGCGCCAAGCCCUUCAGUGACAGCAGCUCUCUGGCUCGUCACCGCAGGACACACUCUGGAAAGCGCCCCUACAAGUGCCCUUACGCCGAUUGCCAGAAGACAUUCACUCGCCGAACUACUCUCACCCGUCACCAGAACCACCACAGCGGCACAAUUGAAGAGGCUGCCGCCGCGACCGCCGCCGCGCUGGCUGCGUCGAAGACUAAGGGAAUGUCGCAAGCUCGAUCUGACAGCGACCACAUGUCCAACCACGGUUCUCCCAUGACAACUCCUUCUCCCAGCCAGCGAACAAUGUCCAUGUCGCCAAGCGUUGAUCUCUCGGGCGCGAACAGCAUUCCCCGCCACCCUGGUGAUUUCCAGUACCUACAGCAGACUGGAUCCUUGCCCAUGCACAUGCGUGUUGGAAGCCCUACAUCUACCUCGUCUGGUGGCUACAAUAUGAUGCGACCUACAUCGCACCCGACCAGCUAUGGCCCUCCUCCUACUCUGGAGCCCAACUUGGAUAAUAGUCAGGGUACUCCCAGCAGCAAUGGUGGCAGCCCUCACAUGGCUAACGUUGGCUGGCAAUCACCUUCGCACAUGGCUUCGCCUUCGCAGAACAGCGCCAGCUAUGUCUAUCCCGAUCCUGCGGAUGCCUACCCUACCAACCCUGCCAUGAACCAGAUGUACUACGGUGCCGCUACGCAUAUGCGUCGACCUCAGAGCACUGAGCCUGGACUGGUACAUAUGGCUUAG